This is a messenger RNA of Brassica rapa (field mustard), 1257 nucleotides long. RefSeq lists its product as uncharacterized. NCBI's taxonomy places the organism in Eukaryota, Viridiplantae, Streptophyta, Magnoliopsida, Brassicales, Brassicaceae. The record is from RefSeq and is a predicted model, not a curated record.
AUGAGAAGGGAAACUCAGUUUAUAACAUGGUAUCAGAGCAUCAAAGCUCCUGAGACCCGAUUCUUUUCUUUCUUCUCUUUAAUCUCUUCUUCUCUCGCUAUAUCUCUCUACUCUAUUCAUCACCUCCAUCUUCUCUUCUCAUCUCUUUUCAUGGCUGCUCUAAACGCUCAACCCGUUGAAAGAGCGUUCGGGGUUACAAACAUUAAAACCCACAUUCCCUUGACUCUAGAUCUUGAAGAUCACAACUAUGAUGCUUGGCGCGAACUCCUUCUCAUGCACUGCCUUGCGUUUGACGUAUUGGGACACAUAGACGGCACCGCCGUCCCUGCUAAUGAUGACGAUACACCCUGGAAGAAACGAGACGGGUUGGUCAAACUCUGGCUCUACGGCACUCUUGCUGAACCUCUGUUUCGCAGCAUAUUCAAAACCGACGGCACUGCACGAGACAUAUGGCUUCGCAUUGAAAACCAGUUCAGGAACAACAAAGAGGCUCGCGCCCUGCAACUUGAUCAUGACUUGCGUACUACCGAAAUUGGAGAUGAAUCAGUGCAUGACUACUGUCAGAAGCUGAAAUCAAUCUCCGAUCUCUUGGAAAAUCUCGAUGCUCCAGUGGCAAAUCGCACUCUCGUCAUGUAUCUCCUGAAUGGACUGAACGAGAAAUAUGACAACAUCAUCAAUGUCAUCAAGCACAAGGAUCCGUUCCCCUCAUUUGAUAACGCAAAAUCAAUGCUUCUUAAUGAAGAAACACGUCUCAAAAGAGGAACCAAAGCCCCAGUAAGCAACAACACACCAUCAUCAUCCACUGUUCUGACGGCAACAACGGACAAACCGCAAUUAAAUCACCCAAGAAGAAACCGCAAACAGAACAAUAGGGGUCGUGGUCGCUCAGGCUUUGGAAAUCAACGUCCUUGGAGCAACAACUGGGCGCCAAACUGGAAUCAGCCUUGGCAACAACCGUUAUUCCCAGGAGCCAUGAUGCAGUGGCCACAAUAUCCGACGCCUUGGACUCAACCUGCUGCAAGAGGGCUUCUAGGACCAGCACCACAACGACCAGAACAAGCGCAUGUUGCCAACACUCAGCCUCAACUUACCACUGAUUUCGCUCAGGCCUUCAACACUAUGACUCUAGGCGAUCCAGGAGCGGCAUUCGCUACUAUGUUCUGUUUUUGGAUCAUUACUCUCACUUCGUAUGGAUUUAUCCCUUACGACGCAAGUCUGAAGUUUUCACAAAAUUUACUCACUUUGCUUCUUUUGUGA